This is a messenger RNA of Rubroshorea leprosula, 287 nucleotides long. The record is from the annotation of a GenBank genome assembly. NCBI's taxonomy places the organism in Eukaryota, Viridiplantae, Streptophyta, Magnoliopsida, Malvales, Dipterocarpaceae.
AAAAGAUUAAUCUACAAUUAAAAUUAAAUAAAUCAAAGCCAAAAGACAAAAGCAAGUACAAAUGGAGAUUGGUUUCAAUGCAGCGGACAACUCCGCGGGUCGAAUCAGGCAAGCAGCAGCGGCAAGCGGCAGCACUGGCGGCAACGCAGCACCGACGGCAAGGCAAAAUCAGUGACAAUGAUGAAGUUCUAGAGACGGAGAUUCUGUUGUUGCCGGAGAAGAAGAACAACUAAUUUUAAAAUUCUUAAUUAUCAUCCAUAAUCUCAAAAUAAUUUAGUUUCUAAAAU